This is a messenger RNA of Anas platyrhynchos (mallard), 3317 nucleotides long. RefSeq names its product E4F transcription factor 1 (gene E4F1). The record is from RefSeq and is a predicted model, not a curated record. Gene Ontology annotation, biological process: regulation of transcription by RNA polymerase II. Gene Ontology annotation, cellular component: nucleus. Gene Ontology annotation, molecular function: DNA-binding transcription factor activity, RNA polymerase II-specific. Lineage: Eukaryota; Metazoa; Chordata; Aves; Anseriformes; Anatidae.
GCACCCCCCUGCCCCCCCCCUCGGAACCUCCUCAGCGCGGAACCCCCGUGCUGGGCACCGUUCCCCGCCGAGCCCCUUUGGGCGGCCGUCCCGCGGCCCGUUGUUAUGACGACACGGCCGUAAAGCCGCCAUCUUGGCCGUGCGGCGCGUUGCGACAUGGAGGCCGCGACGGCGGCGGGCGCGGGGCCGGCGGCGCUUACGGCAGCCGCGGGCGGGGAGCGGCGGGGGGCGGCGGCGGCGGCGGCACCGGCACCGGGCUCCUGCCCCGCCGGGCCCGCCGCCUUCCUCGGCCUCCCCGCGCCCUUCGCCGAGGAAGAUGAGGCCGACGUGCACCGGUGCGGCCGCUGCCAGGCGGAGUUCACGUCCCUGGAGGAGUUCGUCCAGCACAAGCUGCAGAAGGGCUGCCAGAGAGCCCCCGAGCCCGCCGCGCCGCCGCUCCUCCCGCAGGAGGCACAGAAGGUUGUGCCCUCGGUGGAGGAGUCCAUAACGGUUGCCCAUAUUGUUGUCGAGGCGUCUUCAAUAGCAGAUGAGAUCGGGAACGCGUCAGCGAUAGUAGGUGAGCUCCAGAUAGGAGGUAGUGGGCACAUAAAAGAAGUCAUCGUUGCAGGAGACCACGUUUUUGAAAACCCCAAUGGUGAUGUUGAUGGGGAAGUCGCUGAAGAGCAAAGCAACCCUGAUGAUCAGGAGCAGGAUAUUUCCACAGAACUGAUAAAGGUUAAGCUUCUGGUUAACAAGGAAGGGCGAUAUGUGUGUGAAAUGUGCCAGAAGACGUUUAAAACGGCAAGCAUCCUCAAAGCUCACAUGAUCACUCACAGCAGCAGGAAGGACUAUGAAUGUAAACUCUGUGGAACUUCCUUUAGGACAAAGGGGUCUCUGAUUCGACACCAUCGGCGCCACACUGAUGAAAGACCUUACAAAUGCAAGAAAUGUGGAAAAAGCUUCCGGGAAUCGGGAGCUUUGACUCGGCACCUGAAAUCUCUGACGCCUUGCACGGAAAAAAUUCGCUUCAACAUGAACAAAGAAAUAGUCGUCAAUAAAGAUGACUUGCCCGCAGGUUCCUGCAGUUCAAAUGCAGACACCGUUUCAUCAAUGGCGAGUGAAUCCAUUGAGACCUCGCCUGUGAUUCAUCUAGUGACAGAUGCAAAAGGCAACGUGCUUCAUGAAGUCCACGUCCAAAUGCAGGAGCUUCCUGUCGUAGAUGAAAAAUCUCUGGACCAAGAACCACAUCCUGAGGAGCUGCCAUGUGAGGGGGAACCAAACAGCGAGAAUCUGCUGAGGCAGGCCAUGAGGAAUUCUGGCAUUGUGAUAGAGAGAGUUGCUGUGGAAGAAGUACAGAAGCCAGAUGAGCCUGCUGUACCGGCUGCAGAAGAACUAGAAAACGAAGUGGUGGAAGCAGAAGAGGAGCCCUGUGCGGAACAGUGUGUUGAAAUAGAACAAGCAGAGUCUACAGAUGCAGAAAGAACAAAUGGGUACAAGAAUUACGUUUGCCCUCACUGUAAUGAAGCCUUCAGUGAAGCUACUUCCCUCGAAACACACAUCAAAGGCCAUUUAGAUUACAAGCCUUUUAAGUGUGAGGAGUGUGGCAAAGAGUUCACAAAGGGUUAUCUGCUAAAAAAGCACCAAGAAGUGCACGUGAACGAGCGGCGGUUCCGCUGUGGCGAGUGUGGCAAGCUCUACAAGACCAUCGCACAUGUGAAGGGGCAUCGCAGGGUGCAUUCUGACGAGAGACCAUAUUCCUGUCCAAAGUGUGGCAAGCGGUACAAGACAAAGAACGCCCAGCAAGUCCACUUCCGUACGCAUUUGGAGGAUAAGCCUUACGUGUGUCAGUACUGCAGUCGGGGUUUUCGGGAAAAGGGCUCACUGGUCCGCCACAUCCGCCACCACACAGGGGAGAAGCCUUUCAAGUGCUACAAGUGCGGGCGAGGGUUUGCAGAGCACGGUACUCUCAACAGGCACUUAAAGACCAAAGGUGGCUGCCUCCUGGCUUUGAAAGAGGUGGAGGAAGUGAUAGUGUCUGAGGAAAGUCAGUCGGCUGAUAAUUUAGCUGCAACAGUCAUCUCUGAUGAUCCUCAUACUGUUCUGGUAGAGUUUUCUUCAGUGGUGGCAGACACUCAGGAAUACAUUAUUGAGACUGCUACUGAAGACAUGGAGACCAGUGAAGCUACUGAAAUAAUAGAGGGAACAAGACAUGAGGUCGACAGCCACAUUAUGAAAGUUGUACAACAAAUAGUAAAUCAAGCAAACUCUGGUCACCAGAUCAUUGUGCAGAACGUCACCGUGGCAGAGAACUCCGAAGUAACCACGGAUGCUGCAGACACCAUCACCAUUGCGACCCCUGAAAGCCUGACGGAGCAGGUGGCCAUGACGCUGGCUUCUGCCAUCGGAGAAGGAGCGGUGCUGACUACAGAGGGUAGCAUCGAGACAGAAGAAGCGACAGUGACCAUGGUGGCAUCAGAGGACAUUGAAAUAAUGGAACACGCAGGAGAGUUCGUGAUUGCCUCCCAGGAGGGGGAGGUGGAAGUCCAGACUGUGAUUGUGUAACCAUCAACGUGCAGCUACUGACAGAUGUUAAUGUAAAACUAAUUAUUUUUCUCCAGGUUGGGGAAUUUGAUCAAUUCUAAGUUCGCCAUUACAGUUGUUCAGAGAGCAAGGGAGGGAAUGCCUCUAUAAGUAAGUGUCUUAACAGGAUGAUACAGGCCUGAGCUAUUUUCUGUUUAAAACGGCAAUUAGUAGUUAAAAACCUCCGCGUGGGUAUACUGUGGAGGCGACCAAUAUGCCACGUUUGACGGUCUCAGUGUUUUGUACAGCUGCCUCAAAUAAAGGAAGAGCCUUUGCAAAGCAUUUACCUCUGACCACAGGACAGUAGCGUUCUGGUGUUUAAAUUUAAAAAGAUUCAGAAAGUGAAACAAGUAAAUAGGGUCUCAUAAGAGACUACUUAAAUUAAUCAUAUGCAUUUAAAACAAAACGAGAAUACCAAACCUAAGGCAUUCUGGCGUGCAUUUACUACCAGUCAAACACUUUCAUGCCUUUAACCUCACUACUUUACUUCUCCUAAGGCAUGGUACUGCAGUAUUUUCUUUUUUUAUUUUAUUUUAUUAUUUUGUAUUCUGGACGAGUAGCCUUAUGUACUGGUCUAUGAAAGAAUGCAUCAUUGUACCCUUGCAAAGCCAGACAGGCUGCUCUGAGAGCUAGUCUGUUGGUGUGUAAAGCCAUAGUGUACAUGAUUUUUUUAAAAUCGUAUAUGGAUUUAUAAUUGCAUAUUGUACAGAUUUGGCAUGUAAAUACAUUUUUAAAAAUAAAGUUAUUUAAAGUUCUUA